Messenger RNA from Arabis nemorensis, 552 nucleotides. NCBI's taxonomy places the organism in Eukaryota, Viridiplantae, Streptophyta, Magnoliopsida, Brassicales, Brassicaceae. The record is from the annotation of a GenBank genome assembly.
AUGGCGACGAGAAGACGUACUUUGCUCAAGGUCAUCGUCCUCGGGGACAGUGGGGUUGGUAAGACUUCCUUGAUGAAUCAAUAUGUGCAUAAGAAGUUCAGUCUUCAGUACAAAGCUACUAUUGGUGCUGAUUUCGUUACGAAAGAGAUUCAGAUUGGAGAUAAGCUUGUUACUCUACAGAUUUGGGAUACUGCUGGUCAAGAAAGAUUCCAGAGUCUUGGUGCUGCCUUUUACAGAGGUGCAGAUUGCUGUGCCUUGGCGAGUCCAUCGGACCUAAAGACAUUUCCCUUUAUAGUGCUUGGAAACAAGGUUGACGUAGAUGGAGGGAGCAGUAGAGUGGUCUCUGAGAAGAAAGCAGCUGACUGGUGUGCUUCAAAUGGUAGCAUACCUUAUUUUGAGACAUCAGCAAAAGAAGACUACAAUGUUGAUGAAGCAUUCUUUACCAUUGCCAAAACUGCUCUUGCGAACGAGCAUGAACAGGAUAUAUACUUCCAAGGCAUACCAGAUGCAUCAACUGAAAACGAGCCAAAAGGGGGUGGUUGCGCUUGCUGA